Cydia splendana is the source of this 1001-nucleotide messenger RNA. RefSeq names its product large ribosomal subunit protein uL18 (gene RpL5). Bases 68 to 961 code for a protein of 297 amino acids. Gene Ontology annotation, biological process: ribosomal large subunit assembly; translation. The record is from RefSeq and is a predicted model, not a curated record. Gene Ontology annotation, cellular component: cytosolic large ribosomal subunit; ribosome. NCBI's taxonomy places the organism in Eukaryota, Metazoa, Arthropoda, Insecta, Lepidoptera, Tortricidae. Gene Ontology annotation, molecular function: structural constituent of ribosome; 5S rRNA binding. The transcript has 7 exons.
AAGCUUUCUUUUCCGGUGGUGUUCUUGAAGUGAAUACCACUGUUGCGGACUUUUAGUUAAAUUAAAAAUGGCUUUCGUGAAAGUGGUGAAGAAUAAGCAGUACUUCAAGAGAUUCCAAGUUAAGUUCAAGAGGCGUCGUGAGGGUAAAACCGACUACUAUGCCCGCAAGCGUCUUGUCGUUCAGGACAAGAACAAGUACAACACCCCCAAGUACCGCCUGAUCGUGCGUCUCUCCAACAAAGAUGUGACCUGCCAGGUCGCCUACUCCCGCAUUGAGGGAGACCACAUUGUAUGCGCCGCAUACUCCCACGAACUGCCGCGUUACGGCGUCAAGGUCGGUCUUACAAACUAUGCCGCCUCCUACUGCACUGGUCUGUUGCUGGCUCGACGACUGCUGCAGAGGCUAGGCCUCGACUCCCUGUAUGUGGGUGCCACACAAGUCACUGGUGACGAGUUCCAUGUACCAGAGUCUAGUGGACCCAGCGCUUUCAGAUGUUACCUGGACGUGGGUCUGGCUCGCACCACUACUGGAGCAAGAGUGUUUGGAGCCAUGAAGGGUGCCGUUGACGGUGGCCUGAAUGUACCUCACUCUGUCAAAAGAUUCCCUGGUUAUGAUGCAGAGGCAAAGAAAUUCAAUGCCGAUGUUCAUAGGUCACACAUCUUUGGUCUACAUGUUGCCGACUACAUGCGCAACUUGGAGCAGGAUGAUGAUGAUGCAUUCAAGAGACAGUUCGGCAAAUACAUCAAGAAUGGUGUAAAUGCUGAUGCGAUCGAAACCAUCUACCAGAAAGCACAUGAAGCCAUCCGUGCUAACCCAUCACACAAAAAGAAGGAAAGCAAGGACCCGGCCAAGCAGAAACGCUGGAACAAACGCAAGCUCACGGUGGCCGAGAGGAAGAACAGGAUCAAGCAGAAGAAGGAUUCCUUCAUCAAGCGUCUGCAGAACCAGGCAGAAGCUUAGUGGCAUGUAAAAGUAUAUCAAUAAAUGCCAUUGGAGUCGA